GGGAAAUAAGGCUAUGAUGGUGGCGUAUCACUUCUCAGGUCUACCAGACAAUUGGUGUCAUGAAUCAGAAUAAGAUCGUUUGGACAUAAUUACUAUGGCCAAAGCACAAGCGUCAAAGAAGGAUGGCUCUAACGUGCCACAAAAACAUCUUUACUCGAGACUAUCUUUCCUGCAUCAAGCUGCGACACUGCUCACAACAGCAGAAGGAUACUCGGUGCCUGCUCAAUCUGGACAAUCAGAUUUGAGCAAUGCUUCCCCAAAAGAAACACGGACUGCCAGUCAAGGCAGCCCAGAAUCCACCAGACUCUUGGGUCAUCUCCGUGGAGUUUCCCGAAAGUCACAGAUUCGUAUCGCUCCAGAGCUAAAACACACCGUAUGCAAACGCUGCGACUGUCUUCUCAUUCCUGGAAGGACAAGUACAGAGACCAUCAGGAACGAUAGCCGGAAUAAAAACAAACCUUGGGCAGAUGUUCUCGAGGUGCGAUGCAACAGAUGUGGAACUAUCAAGCGUUUCCCAGUCGGCGAAAUACACCAAGGGGGACCACCUACGGACGUCAAUAAGGACGAAGACAAUUGACCCGUAUAAGUAAUAGAUCAUAUUCCAAGGAGAGAUGAAUUCAGCCUUUUGAAAAAAUAGUACACCA
Messenger RNA from Exophiala oligosperma, 644 nucleotides. RefSeq lists its product as uncharacterized. Lineage: Eukaryota; Fungi; Ascomycota; Eurotiomycetes; Chaetothyriales; Herpotrichiellaceae. Gene Ontology annotation, biological process: tRNA processing. Gene Ontology annotation, cellular component: nucleolar ribonuclease P complex. The transcript has a single exon. The record is from RefSeq and is a predicted model, not a curated record. The coding region runs from base 95 to 577 and encodes 160 amino acids.